This is a messenger RNA of Bolinopsis microptera, 1036 nucleotides long. RefSeq names its product mediator of RNA polymerase II transcription subunit 7-like. Gene Ontology annotation, biological process: regulation of transcription by RNA polymerase II. NCBI's taxonomy places the organism in Eukaryota, Metazoa, Ctenophora, Tentaculata, Lobata, Bolinopsidae. The transcript is spliced from 4 exons. Bases 28 to 726 code for a protein of 232 amino acids. Gene Ontology annotation, molecular function: transcription coregulator activity. Gene Ontology annotation, cellular component: core mediator complex; mediator complex. The record is from RefSeq and is a predicted model, not a curated record.
AGUUGGCACUGAUUAGAACAUGUACUGAUGGUAAUGGCUAGUACAGCUAAGGAGCCAGAAGCAGAGGAGAAGUUACUGCAGGUGACAGCUCCUCCUCCAAGUAUUUUCUACAAGAAGUACACUAAUGAUGCUGUACAGAAUGGAACUGCUCCUCCUCCUCCUUCUCCUCCAGAUGGGGAGUACAACGCAUUUGGGAUAGCACACAAUCCAGAAGACCCUAAAUCAAUUCUAGCUCCUCUACGGGAGCAUGGUGUCACUCAACUUUAUCAGGAUGCUUCCAAUGACAUAAAAGAACUCAAAAAGCUGAACUCUUCCCUGGUUGUCAACUUCUUGGACUUGUUAGAUAUUUUGAUUCAAUGUCCAUCAAGUCCUCUUAGAACAAAGAAACUGGAAGAGUUAGAGCUUCUUUUCUGUAACUUUCAUCACUUAGUAAACAAAUUCAGACCUCAUCAAGCACUUGAGACACUAAUUCAGAUGGUUAAAAUACAGAAGGAUCAGAAAAUAAACCUCAUAGAACAGAUAAAUAGUAAAAUGGAGUGUGCUCGUGCAGGACUGCAUACUACAAUCAAUUCACUACCUUCCUCUCUUGCUCUCGAUAUUUCUUCUGAGAUGAUGGAUGAGUCAAUGACAGAUGACCCUGAGCGUCUCCACAAUAAUAAGAACGAAUUUGAUAAUGUUUUAUCUGAUAUCGAGAUGUUGAUAGAUAGGGAACUUGGCAACACAUGAGCUGAAGAAUAAAGUUAAUAAACGAAAGUAUUUCGUUCUAAUUUAUCAAUCACAUCUGCUUGAGUCGAUUACUUAUUUUUGAGUUGAAGUGCAAUUAAUUAUUUAAAAACGCUAUAAGAUUCUAUUCGGUUGUUGAAAAUUUGUUGGAUUGAUAUUCAUACUUUUUCACUGUUCUGGACAAAUUUAAUGAAAAGCACUUCAAGGGAUAACAAAGUUUUUCCAUUUGAUGCAUAUUAUUAUAUUCAGUUUAUACCACAAUUCUAAUAUUAUAUUAUUCAAUUUAAAUUUUAAUCGUUAAUAUUUAAUUCCG